AUGUGUCUUCGGUCCCGGCCAUUUCAGAAGAAGAAAUUUGAAGUCCAGAUUGAUUUUUGUACAACAUAUGCAUACAGAAACAUGUUGCCUAUAUAUAGGUGGUGCCAAGGGAAGCCUUUGACACUGAAACAUAGCUGGUUGUCAUCACACCAUAUGGCUGCAAGAGCGUUGCUGGCGGUUAUCUUCCCAUAUCUCCUUAUGGUUGUCGCUUCCAGUGCCGACGACGGCGCCUAUGGCCUGCAGCCCAUAAGCCGGAGGAGCUUCCCCAAGGGCUUCAUCUUUGGGACGGCCUCCUCGUCCUACCAGUAUGAGGGUGCUGCAAUGGAGGGGGGCAGGGGAUCAAGCAUCUGGGACAACUUCACUCACCAACACCCAGAUAAAAUCGCCGACAAAAGCAAUGGGGAUGUGGCACUGGACUCCUACCAUCUUUACAAGGAAGAUGUGCGCCUUAUGAAGGAUAUGGGAAUGGAUGCAUACAGGUUCUCCAUCUCAUGGACAAGAAUUCUUCCAGAUGGAACUCUGAGAGGUGGAGUCAACCAAGAAGGCAUCAAGUAUUACAACAACUUGAUCGAUGAGUUGUUGUCCAAAGGGGUGCAGCCAUUUGUGACACUUUUUCACUGGGACUCUCCACAGGGAUUGGAAGAUAAAUACGGAGGAUUUCUUAGCCGUAAUAUCAUAAAUGACUAUAAAGACUUUGCUGAAGUCUGCUUCAAAGAAUUUGGAGAUCGCGUGAAGCAUUGGAUCACAUUGAAUGAGCCAUGGUCCUUUUGCGUUUGGGGUUAUGCAGAGGGCGUAUCUGCACCAGGUCGGUGUUCUCCGUGGGAGAAGGCAAACUGCAGCGCCGGGGAUUCAGGGAGGGAGCCGUACACUGUCGGCCACCAUCAGAUACUCGCUCAUGCAGCAGUUGCGAGAUUGUAUAAACAGAAAUAUAAGGGCAUGCAGAAGGGCAAGAUCGGAAUAACUUUGGUCGCAAACUGGGUUAUUCCCUUAUCCCGUUCAAAAUCAAGCAUUGCCGCGACGAAACGCUCUAUGGAAUUCAUGCUUGGAUGGUUUUUGGACCCGCUCUGCAGAGGAGACUACCCCCGGAGCAUGAAAGUAUUGGUUGGAAACCGCCUGCCGCAGUUCACCAAAAAACAAUCUAAAUUGAUGAAGGGUGCAUUUGACUUCGUUGGACUCAACUACUAUACUACAAACUACGUUGGUAGCCUUCCUCCAUCAAAAGGCACGAGGAACAGCUACUCUACUGACGCUCAAGCUAUUCGUACCGGUGUUCGAAAUGGUGUUCCCAUAGGUCCUCAGGCCGCUUCGCCUUGGCUCUACGUCUAUCCUCAAGGCUUUCGUGAUCUGCUACUUUAUAUCAAGGAUAAUUACCACAAUCCAACCAUCUACAUCACUGAAAAUGGAAUUGACGAAGCCAACAAUAAGAGCCUACCACUCAAGGAAGCCCUCAAGGACGACGCUAGGAUAGACUUCCACCACAGGCACCUUGAUGCCCUGUUGAGUGCGAUCAGGGAUGGGGCAAACGUGAAGGGGUACUUCGUGUGGUCACUGCUCGAUGACUUCGAGUGGACGAGCGGGUACACGGUGCGGUUUGGGUUACACUUUGUGGACUACGACCAUGGUCUGAAGCGGUACCCCAAGCGCUCUGCUGGCUGGUUCAAGAAGUUCCUCAAAGAUGAUCUCACUGAUCAACUGGAAACCAGCGACAAAGAUGGAGGCAUUGUACGUUUUGCAGAUUGCGAUAGAUGCUUGACUGAUUAUGCAGUUUGUUGGAACAAUAAAAUACUUCGCGAUUUAAAGAUCAAUGUAACAAGAGGCUCGUGCGCCAACAUAUCUAGUGAUACCAAAGUAUAG
Molecule: messenger RNA, 1854 nt
Organism: Triticum turgidum subsp. durum (durum wheat)
Lineage: Eukaryota; Viridiplantae; Streptophyta; Magnoliopsida; Poales; Poaceae
Source: the annotation of a GenBank genome assembly